AUGGCAACAGCCUUCCAGCUAUUCCUGAUAACAUUUCUGGGCAUGCUCUCCGAUUCGGAUGGAUUUCAUGGUUAUUAUUGUCUUCCUCAUCAUUACCACCGCAGUACUACCUCUCGACGAUGGGCACUGCAUGCCGGCGCUGAUGCUAUUGUACCACCUACAGUUUGGAUCCAAGAUGCCGAAGAAGAUUUUGUGGAUGAAGAUGAAAAUCUAGAGGAUGGCGAAAUUUGUCUCAAAUCAGUCAAGGCCUUUGCCUCACCAGUGCUGGUCGAAGAUGUUGUGCCACGAUUCUUGAGUGCCGGGGCGCUGGUCCAACGUCCAACAAUCGUAGAGGACAUUCGAUCCGUUUGCGAUGCCUGGACGGCUGAUGCCAUUCUGGAGGAAGGAGGCCCGAAUCUGCAACUACAGGGGGCAUCCUUGGUGUUGGACGACUUGUUUCAAUUUCAUUUGGAGCAACAACCGGCAGAUCCGAUUGGCGCAUUGCAGACUUUUGUUGUACAAUGUGGUAGUAUUGAGAACGAAACUUCCUGUGCUUCUUACAUGGCGGCAAAUUCACGGGGAUUUCGACCCUUGAAGGACUUGGUGAGAGAAUCUUCCAUCUACACGAAAUCUGCAUAUCUUGAUGGUAGCUUGGACGGCAUGGUGUUGGAAAUAAACAAAGCACGGGUCGCCUAUGGACGCUUGAUCGAAAUGGGUUGCCCCAAUCAUGGUACAAUAUCCAAAAUCCUCCAACUGCUUCCGGACGAUGACCUAAUCCAACGAUUCACGAUCAAACGGUUCUCGGCAAAAUAG
Messenger RNA from Cylindrotheca closterium, 792 nucleotides. The record is from the annotation of a GenBank genome assembly. NCBI's taxonomy places the organism in Eukaryota, Bacillariophyta, Bacillariophyceae, Bacillariales, Bacillariaceae.